GCCUCUAGUCAGUUUCUUUCACACGGCUAAUUGCGCUGCUUGCUGUGGUUCCACCGCGUCGUUCUUAUGGCAGACGACUUCGACACGGAUGCUGCAUUGGCAGGUCUGUCGAAGGAGGAGCUAGAAGAGCUGGCUCAAGACAUCGAUCCUGAUAAUGACUUGCUGCCAGCUCGUGACAGAAUGCCCAACCAAACGUCAAAGAAACCAAGCGGAAAGUAUGACCGUAGCCAUCUCACCAACUACCUGGUUGACUCUGCAAAGGCAUCGACAGUCGGCAGUGACUACGUGACGUACGAGAAGAAAACAAGAGGUCGAGUGUACGAACCGAAGAGAAAACCAAAGGCAACAUCAGAUGACAUGGACGAAAUUGAGAAGCUUUUGUUGGGAAUGUCUGAGAGUGAUUUGGGAGAGUUAGCUGAGGUGCUGGACACUGACAGUAUUCCUGUUUCCACACGAAAGAGCUCGACGAGCAAACAAAGAUUUGGAUCUUCACGUGCAGUAGUUACGUACUCGUACACUGCAGGAGCUAAUGGAGAAGAAGAGGAAUCAGUUGAUGACAUUCUAGAGAGAAUCCAAGACAACGAUUCGACCCUCACUGAAGUCAAUGUCAACCAUCGUCGAUUGGACAGCGAGACACGACAGCAAUUAGUACGAUCUCUACCAUUCAACAAACACAUCAAGAAACUUCUUUUAGCAAACACUCAGAUGGAUGAUAACGACGCAAGAGUUUUGGCGAAUCAUUUGGAGAAGAACGAGACGAUAAGGAUUGUGAAUUUGGAGUCUAAUCGCCUCACUGGUGCUGGAGUGAGGGACAUCAUGAGAGCUUUGGUAAAGAACGACACUGUUGAAGAGCUGAGACUUGAAAACCAGUACAAUCCACUUGGAACCAGAACUGAGAUGGAUGUGGCUUGCUUCCUUGAGAAGAACACACAUCUGUUGAAGCUUGGAUUGUCAAUUAAGGGUGGAGGAGCACGUCAGAAGGUUGACACGUAUUUGUUGAGAAACAAUGAUUCAGCUCGUCAAAGACGUCGUCUCAGCAGCCACAGUUAGUAUCCUGUAGAUUUUUCAGUUUGAAUUUUGACUGGUGACAGUAAGAUUGACUUUGAAUGACAGAUUUCUACUAGCUGUGAGAAUGACAAUAGAAUGUAGGGUUUAUGUAAGGUAGAGAGAGAUGAAAAUGCAACACACAAUACACUCAAUGAAAUGCAAUGAAAUGA
This is a messenger RNA of Corticium candelabrum, 1217 nucleotides long. RefSeq names its product tropomodulin-3-like. Gene Ontology annotation, cellular component: cytoskeleton. Lineage: Eukaryota; Metazoa; Porifera; Homoscleromorpha; Homosclerophorida; Plakinidae. Gene Ontology annotation, molecular function: tropomyosin binding. Gene Ontology annotation, biological process: actin filament organization; pointed-end actin filament capping. The record is from RefSeq and is a predicted model, not a curated record. The transcript is spliced from 8 exons. The coding region runs from base 67 to 1050 and encodes 327 amino acids.